This is a messenger RNA of Mesorhabditis spiculigera, 555 nucleotides long. NCBI's taxonomy places the organism in Eukaryota, Metazoa, Nematoda, Chromadorea, Rhabditida, Rhabditidae. The record is from the annotation of a GenBank genome assembly.
AUGUUGAUACGAUGGCUGCUGGCAGCAAUAAGCCUCGUGGCCCAUAUUUCUGCAGAAUAUUGUGGAAAUAACAAAAUCCCUUAUGGUAUUGAGGUGCAUAAAGAUGGGCGGCUCGUAUUACUCUGCUCCAAACCCGAAUGUUUUGAGAAGAAAUAUGCGGAAUGUGAUGAGCGUCCACUCCGUACCCACGGCUGCCCGUCGAACUCGUCCUGGGUGGGUGGCGUGCAGCGGGUGGCUGGGAGCAGUGUGCUCUACACCCAAUGCUGCGACUACGAGUACUUGGCCGAGUACAGCGAGCUGCUGUACAAGAAGGUGACCGUCCGGCGGGGCGAGUUCUUCGAGGGCGAGGAGAAGCAGGACAAGGGUGGCGACGUCACGUCGUUUGACGUCAUCACCGACAUCCAGAUGCUCAAGGAGGAGAAGGGCGAACCGUACUACAACAUCCAAGUGCACCGCUACAACUGCGCCAAGGCCCCCGACCCCGAGCCGGUCUGGCUGCCCGCCGACCCGUGGCCCCAUUUCUUGCCGAAACUCCCCAAGAAGCACCGGAAUUUA